Molecule: messenger RNA, 1215 nt
Organism: Thunnus maccoyii (southern bluefin tuna)
Lineage: Eukaryota; Metazoa; Chordata; Actinopteri; Scombriformes; Scombridae
Gene: mrpl19
Product: mitochondrial ribosomal protein L19
Exons: 6
Coding region: 33-908 (291 amino acids)
Biological process (GO): translation
Cellular component (GO): mitochondrial large ribosomal subunit; ribosome
Molecular function (GO): structural constituent of ribosome
Source: RefSeq, a predicted model, not a curated record
ACAAGUUCCCAUGUGAUAACAGAAGGUCAAUCAUGGCAGCCUGCACCAAAGGGCUCGACAAAUGUAUCUUUUCCUUAAGGUUAUUACGAAGUAUCCAGCUCCAAAAUGAACGGUUCCUGUCCACGUCUCUGUGUCGUCUUGCUGCGGGGAAAGACGGCGAGCAGCCACCUAAAUUCACUCCUCCAUCUAAACCUGUCAUCAUAGAUAAAACACAGACUGUGGCAUCUCUGCGAAAGUUUCUGAGCCCAGAGUUCAUCCCUCCCCGGCAGAGAACAGACCCUUUAAAGUUUUCCAUCGAGCGGAAAGACAUGAUACGCAGGAGGAAUGUGCUUGACAUCCCUGAAUUCUACGUAGGGAGCAUCCUGGCUGUGACCAUGGCUGACCCCAAUGCCAGUGGGAAAACGAACCGCUUUGUUGGCAUCUGUAUCCAGAGGGGUGGAAAGGGACUGGGAGCCACGUUCAUUCUGAGGAACAUCAUCGAUAACCAAGGUGUAGAGAUCUGCUACGAGCUGUACAGCCCACGUAUUCAAAACAUUCAGGUGCUGAAGUUGGAGAAGAGGUUGGAUGACAACCUGAUGUACCUGAGAGAUGCUUUGUCUGAGUACAGCACUGUGGACCCAGACAUGAAGCCUGUGCCCUUCUCCCCUACUGGAGAGGUGCCAGUCAACAAGCUCAAAGUAAAGAUGCGUCCAAAGCCUUGGUCCAAACGCUGGGAGCGGCCCAAGUUCAACAUCCAGGGAAUACGCUUCGACCUCUGCCUGACCCCGGAGAAGAUGGAGCACGCCCAGAAGUGGGCAGAGCCUUGGCGGGAAUACGACAUGCUGAAGGAGUACGACACCUCCAAACUGGAAGAGCAGAUCCUUCGUGAGGUCCAGCAGGGGAUGAACAAGUCAGGGGGAGCCUCUUAAAAUGUUGUUCGCUUUUACCAUCAAGACAAACUUUUCCAGGAACGGGGAAUGACUGAAUUAUUGGAUGUUUGCAUGGAUGUGCAACACCUCACUGUCACAGUUCAUCCAGAUGGUUUACCGCAGCUACACCAGUGCAAGUGGAAACUGGUGCCAUGUUCCGAGGAGUCCUGCCUUCUUUUUUUGUCUUGUCCAUCAGUCUACUGUACAGUAUAAGAGUUCUUUCAAUGUCACAGUUCUUAGGUGUGACAUCAAUCAUGAUGCAUAUCCAUGAAGUGGUUUCUAUAAUAAAUAUUAUUAAACCUUCCAA